CUUCAACUCUCCAUCACAUCCUGUGUGGGUCUUUUCUUUCUUGUCCCAACAGAAGCACACUAACGAUCAAAAAAAAGUCUCCAGAGCCUCAGUAUGUGUGUACUUGACAAGCACAAAAGAGCUGACCGCUAUGAAUGGAGGACCAGUUCAUUAUGGUCAGCCAUGUCGCUUCUGAUGUUCUUCCUUUCGGGACUUGCUGUGCUUCAGAGAAUCUGAAACGACAGGUCUCUGAAAUAUUUCUCAGACUUGUCCUAGACUGCUCUCCGGGAAAAUCUGGUUACUUGCAGUUUAAGAGUCAGCAAAGCCCCUCCACGUCCUUAAGAGCCCCGGAACUGCAUUUCUUAACGCUCCUCCAGGAGCCUCCAGCUUUUUUCCGUAAGGUCCGCGCGCCCUGCAUUGUGAGGCGAGGCAGGCAGCGGCGUGGGAACUACAUUACCCAGAAGACACUGCGGGGGCAGGGCAGCGAGUGUAGCCAUUGGUCUAGCAGAGAGACGACUAAUGAGGUCUCAAUUGUGUGGGCGGGACUUCUGGCGGCGCCCUCAUGGUUGCGUUAGCAUGGCUGCCUAGGGAUCUGUUGACUGAUUUAGAGGGUCCCAGAGCUCUGGGUCGGGACUUAGGUGAAAGAGCGGAAAAACGCGAGAAGCGGUGUUCCUUCUACACAGAGGCUAGAGUGCGGAUCGGCUGAGUCGGCUGCAGGCGCCCCUGCCUCCGUCAGCGUCCAGGUGACCGCCGUUCCCGCCCCGCUCUUCCCUGGCUGGACUGGAGGAGGCCGCGCCGAUGAACCUGACCCAGGUCUGACAUUGCGUUCUGGAGACUAAACCAGUGGAUUAAUGGAAAAGCAAACAAAAUGUCCACCCGAGGAUGGUAGAGGAAGUCCCGCCCUGACGUUGGUGAGGACCAACGGAAACGCCUAUUUCCUGGGUUUUCAUUGGCCCAGAGCCGCCAAGUUUCCUGGGUAAUGUAGUUCCCACGGCACCAACACUAGUAAGCGGCGUCUCGCUUCACCUCUAGGUCAAAAGCCCAGAGAAGACCGCCAGGGGCGCGUGGAAAUGGUGUCCCUUCGUCUCCAAGGCCCAGACGGAGCUUAGCUUCCUCUUGAAGGAGCCAUAUCUGUAUUUCUGGUGAACGUCGUGUUUGACAUCAAAGGAAUGUUUAGAGACAUGAUUUCAGCCUUCCUUACGCAGAGAAUGCUCAUCAAAAAAUAAAAUGGACACACCAUACACUGACGUCACUCAGAUUUCUAUGGCUGGAAGUUAACAAAUAUUGUUUUCAAAUGCGUGUAGCCUGAUGCUCCAGAGUUAGUUUGGCGAGCCUCAGCAUUUUCUGUCAGGCACAAGAAAGAAAAGACUCCAGACACCAUGAUGUGGAACAUGGAGUGGGGAUGUUUGGUGGCCUUGAAGUAAGUGAAUAACGCUUCUGUCUCUUACCUCAGAAAAUAUUUCUCCUGCUUAUACAGCAAUGAUUGUGUCAAACCCAACAAGUAAUACUCUUGUUCAAGAUAGUAUUUCAUACUCCAUAUACAGAGAUGUAUUCAAUAUUUUAAGUGUUUUACAAGUGUCUGAAAAGACAGAAUUCAUCAAAUGUCAUAUGGCAAUGAAAAGGGCAACAUGAACACUUUCUGUAAAGAAGAAAUAACCACCAAACUAGAUUUCUAUACACAACAAAAUGUCUUUUAUGGAAGUGUGAUAUAAAACUAUUUGAAACCAAAAAUGAUAAAUGUAAUGGAAAUACAUUUACACAAAAAAUAAUGUUUAAAAUAAUACUCAAGGCCAAAGAAAGUUGAUCCCAGGUGAAAAGUCUGCAAUGAGAGAAGAAAUGAAGAUGAAAAGAAGUGCAUCUUUUGAUUAAAAUGACAGCUUAUUACAGUGUAAAACAUAAGUAGAUACACUUAUUGAGUUAGAAUGAUGGAAUUCCCGUGCGUAACCUCAACUACAUAUAAAUUGAAAGGAGGCUAGUUGCUCAAAGUUUUAAAUCUUUUAUAUUUCCAAGUGGAAAGUAAAUGUAUUACAAUCCUGUAUGGCACGCUAAUGUGUUAAACGUUUGUAAUUUUUAGCCUAAAUAUAAUAAAUACAGUCAGCGUAUAUACUUUUCAAACUAGAAGAGGAAAUGUUUGGAAUAUAAAUAAAUAAUCAAUAGAAAGGUAAAAUAAUGGUAAAAUAAGUGGAACAAGUGAGGCAAAGAAAAGCACAAUGUAGGAUAUAUUUAAACUGUCAACCUAAAUAACAGAUUCUUCAAAGAUGUUGAGUUCAUUCAGGAAUGCACAGGGGAUUUGCAAAUCCAGGACAUGCAGGCUGUAGGGACUAUAAGCAUAUCCAGAGAGCUUGAAACAAGGAGAAGCUUUCAAAGGCAAAAGGGAAAAGUAUAUAUAAUUUGUUUUGAGAUAAAAAGAACAUUGGUCACAGAUGUUUAUGGCAGAGGUUAACACCAGUUCAUUAGUGGAGACAAUCUGUCAGGCAAGUGUUCUACUAAAUCUAGAGCUGUCCUUGUAACUCCUAUAGCAAGCUGCAGUUUGUGAAGUUCUUGUCAAAACUUCUUUUAACGGGAAUAUGUGCAUUAAGAGCCCUCAGAGACAGUAAUAGCUCUUAUCUUAAGCGUGUGUGAGUGCCCUCUUUUCUCAGCCUCCUGGCUUUAUUUAUUUAUUUACUUAUUUAUUUAUUUUACACAAGUCACUCAUUUUGAUUUUGACAACUUUUGCAAAACCUAAAUGACUAUGCAAUAAAUACUCAAAUAAGCAGUUAGUAAUUUUUGAUGGACCAAAACACGCUUCACGAGGUAUUCUCUUUUCUUCAGUGAAUUUCCACAGAAUUUGAAUUGUGAUUGAAAGCACAACUAACAUUCCCAGACUCCCUACUCUGUCAGUAAGAAAAGAAUCAUGUUGUAGUUAGAAACGUCCAGAAUCUGCUUUAGAGAAACCAAGACCUACGCUUGAAGGUUACCAGGCCCUUGACUCACCCAGCUGGGCUGAGAUGUCAUCAGGGAACUGCAUAUCAUCAACAUCUUCUGAUUCAGUUUCCAGGUAGAAUGUGGACUUGGCAAAUUCUACAAAACCAGACCAAUAUUUUCAAGGCUUGACCUGGGAGGAGAGAAUGGUGUAUUUGGGUGGUAUGAGCAGAGGAAAAAACUUUUUCUCAGUAUUUUCAGUCAUUUUCUGGUGAGUCAGUGUUCAGCAGAGCAAGGACAUCCAGCAUUAUCUCCAUCUCCAUCUCCAUCUCCAUCAUCAUCUCCAUCUCCGUCUCCAUCUCCAUGUCCAUCUCCAUCAUCAUCUAUCAUCUCCAAUCUCCAUCUCCGAAGUUAGGCCCACUUCCUGGAAGUUUGGAGCCAUGGGAACUACAUUGCCCAAAAGGUGCAGCGCCGCGAGGCGGCGAUCCCUGACCAAUGAAAAGAGGUCUGCCCGAGCGUGCGACACGCAAUGGGCGGGACUUCCGGCGUCUCCCUUUGGUGUUCACUUUCGCGACUCUCAGGUGAACUAGCCUGCGCUGAGGCGACCGGCGGCGGAAGGCACGGUGGCGACGCACGCUGUUCUCGCCGCCCACAGGCGGGUCUGAGGCUCGGUGGCGGCGCCCAGGGUGGCCCGGGCCCUCUCCUCGGUCAUUGUCUCCCCUCCAGCUCUACUCACAGGCUCCGAUGGCGGCGGCCGCCCUGAGGGACCCCGCUCAGGUUCCUGUGGCUGCAGAGUUGCUUACAUACCAUGAGGAGCAGGGCUAUGUGACCUUUGAGGACGUGGCUGUCUACUUCUCCCAGGAGGAAUGGAGAUUGCUUGAUGAUGCUCAGAGGCUCCUCUACUGCAAUGUGAUGCUGGAGAACUUUACACUUCUGGCCUCUCUGGGACUUGCAUCUUCUAAGACCCAUGAAAUAACCCAGCUGGAGUCAUGGGAGGAGCCCUUCAUGCCUGCUUGGGAAGUUGUGACUUCAGCCAUAGCGAGAGGUUGUUGGCAUGGAGCCGAGGCUGAGGAGGCUCCUGAGCAGAUUGCUUCUGUAGGACUGCUCAGUUCAAACGUUCAGCAACAUCAGAAGCAGCACUGUGGAGAGAAACCCUUAAAAAGACAAGAGGGCAGGGUCCCAGUUUUGAGGAGUUGCAAAGUUCACCUAUCAGAGAAGUCCUUGCAAAGCAGGGAGGUUGGGAAGGCCCUCCUGAUCAGCUCAGGUGUUCUCAAGCACCAGGUGACUCACACAGGAGAGAAGUCACAUAGGAGCUCCAAAAGUAGGGAGGUCUUUCAUGCUGGAAAAAGGCAUUACAAAUGCAGUGAAUGUGGGAAAGCCUUUGGUCAGAAAUAUUUACUUGUUCAGCACCAGAGACUACAUGCUGGGAAAAAGACAUAUGAAUGCAGUGAAUGUGGGAAGUUAUUUAGAGAUAUGUCCAACCUUUUUAUACACCAAAUAGUUCACACUGGAGAAAGGCCUUAUGGGUGUAGUGAUUGUGGAAAAUCCUUUAGCCGUAAUGCUCACCUCAUUGAACACCAGAGAGUUCACACUGGAGAAAAGCCUUUUACAUGCAGUGAAUGUGGAAAAGCUUUCAGGCAUAAUUCCACACUUGUUCAGCAUCACAAAAUCCACACUGGAGUAAGGCCUUAUGAGUGCUGUGAAUGUGGGAAAUUGUUUAGUUUCAACUCCAGCCUCAUGAAACAUCGGAGAGUUCACACUGGAGAAAGACCUUAUAAGUGCAGUGAAUGUGGAAAAUUCUAUAGCCACAAGUCCAACCUUAUCAAACAUUGGCGUGUUCACACUGGAGAAAGGCCUUACAAGUGCAGCGACUGUGGGAAAUUUUUUACCCAAUGCUCAAGCCUCAUGCAACAUCAAAAAGUUCACACUGGAGAAAAGCCUUUUAAGUGCAAUGAAUGUGGGAGAUUCUUUAGAGAGAAUUCCACCCUUGUUAGACAUCAGAGGGUUCACACUGGAGCAAAGCCUUAUGAGUGCAGGGAAUGUGGGAAAUUUUUUAGCCAAAGCUCAACCCUCAUGCAACAUCGAAAAGUUCACAUUGGAGAAAAGCCUUUUAAGUGCAAUGAAUGUGGGAGAUUGUUUAGAGGGAAUUCCAGCCUUGUUAAACAUCAGAGGGUUCACACUGGAGCAAAGCCUUAUGAGUGCAGGGAAUGUGGGAAGUUUUUUCGCCACAACUCCAGUCUUUUUAAACAUCAAAGGAUUCACACUGGAGAAAUGCAGUGAUUGUGUGAAAUCCUUUAGCCAGCGUUUCAACCUCAUUCAACACCAGAAAGCUCACAAUGGAAAAAAUCUUGAAGGUAACAGAUGGAAAUCCGUUAGCCACACCUCCAGUCUCAUUCAACACUGGACAGUUUACAAUGUGGACAAUGUAGUGAAUAUGGAAAAAGGUUUCAGCCAAAGGCCUAACCCUAUUCAACACCAGAAAGUUUAGACUGGAGAAAGGCCUUAGGGUGGCAGGUUAUGUACUGUCUCUGAAUCAAUAUGACCUCACUUAAUACAGAAACUCUGAGGAUGGCCUUUAUGAGGGAGCUGGCAAUUGAACAUCAUUCAUCUAAAUAUGCACACUGGAGGCAAGAUGAGAAUUCCUGACAGAUUGUCCCUCCUGAGAAGACAUCCCUCUGCCUUGGAGCUCCAGAGAGAGGGAGCCCUGUAUUCUUGGCUGUACCCGUCGAAUGGAGUUUUGAUCUCACUGAGUUUGGAGUUGGGGGAGGAAAGGAGUGGUCUUGGUUCAGAUGUGACUCACUUUUGCUGUUCUUGUGAAUGUUAGAUCUUCUUUAAUAAAUAUUUAUUUGCCGUACACCCUUA
Molecule: messenger RNA, 5742 nt
Organism: Gorilla gorilla gorilla (western lowland gorilla)
Lineage: Eukaryota; Metazoa; Chordata; Mammalia; Primates; Hominidae
Product: zinc finger protein 419
Exons: 8
Coding region: 3625-5160 (511 amino acids)
Biological process (GO): regulation of immune system process; regulation of cytokine production; negative regulation of transcription by RNA polymerase II
Cellular component (GO): nucleoplasm; nucleus
Molecular function (GO): RNA polymerase II cis-regulatory region sequence-specific DNA binding; DNA-binding transcription repressor activity, RNA polymerase II-specific; DNA-binding transcription activator activity, RNA polymerase II-specific
Source: RefSeq, a predicted model, not a curated record